CAGGCUCCCACCGUGGACAGUCGUAUUGCGGAGCAAACAGUUAAAUAUACAUAAAUACAAAUAUCAUAGGAUUUAUUGUUUCUGCUAGGAACGUGAAAACAUAAAAUAUAUACAUAUAUUUUUUUGGCAGCGAAAGUGAGCAGCGAAUAAAUAAAUUCUAGUAGCCUUGAGUGUAAAAGUGUCAGCAGAAUAAAAUUAGCACACUUGUUAUACAUACAAAUGCACAUAUUUGCUGAAAUUAAAUUAUAGAUUAUACAACGCGAAAUUGGCUAUGACCGAUUGUUAAAAGCCAUUAACAUAAAUUCUACACUGCAGAUUAUUUGAGGUAAACACAAGCACGGCUGACAGCAAUUGAGCACAUAGAAAAACCAAGAGAGACGAACUCGCGUGCACGUUUUAUUUACUUACACGCACCAACAAUUGCUUCACAAAAACAAAAAUAAAGAAAUAAAUAAUAACAGAAAGACGCCGCACGUUUUCUUGCCUCAAACGAAAUAAAACUAAUAAUAAUAGUUGUAAGAAAGUUUAAAAAUGGAGUUAAAUUUGUCUGAACAAAGUGAACGUCUGGAUCCUGAAAAUACGCAGCAGCAGUCGAGAAAAUUUCAACUAACCCAUGGCACCAAAUUGUCACUGCACGAAACUACGGAUAUACUAAAGAAACCACAAUGGAACGCCCUGUUAGCGAUAGUAGGCUUCGCGACCACACUGGGCGCUGCAGUUCCGGUUGGCUACUGUAUUGGCGUUAUUAAUGCCCCGGCAACGAUAAUAACGGCUUGGUGUAAUGAAACACUACACGAACGUUACGGCGCUAAUUUAAGUGCUUCCGGUUUAGAUUGGCUCUGGUCAACGGUGGUAUCGAUUUUCCUAAUAGGCGGAGCUAUUGGCUCUCUGGGAGGGGCUAAUGCAGCAAAUAAAUUCGGCAGAAAAGGUUGUUUUCUCAUCAGUGGCGGACUGUUCACGAUCGGUGGAAUUCUAUUCUUCUUUUGCCGAUUGGCUGGCUCCGUGGAAAUGCUCUUGCUUGGCCGUUUGAUUGUCGGUCUUGCUUCGGGUCUCACCACAGCCAUCCUCCCAAUGUACCUUACCGAGAUCGCACCGCUUGCUCUACGCGGCACUUUUGGCGUCUUCUGUCCGAUUGGUGUGACCGGUGGUGUUGUGGUGGGACAAGUGUUUAGCUUGCGAUAUGUCUUCGGCACGGAGGAUUUGUGGCAUUAUGCCUUAAGUUUUUACAUGCUAUUAGUGGCAGUCUGCUACUUACCGGCAUACUAUUUUCCGGAGAGUCCGAAGUAUCUUUAUAUUGUGCGCAGUGACCAAGAGCUGGCUCGCAGUGAGUUGCGUCGCCUAUGUAAGGGACCUAAUGCAGUUGUUGUGAUCAAUCAUGAAAUCGAUGAGAUGGAAGCCGAAGCCAAUACCAAAGUUCAAACGCGUAGCUUUUUUUCAGUGCUGCGUGAUCCGUCAUUAUUGCUGCCCUUGAUAAUUGUGUGCUCAUUCCAAGGUGGCCAACAGUUGUCUGGCAUAAAUGCGAUAUUCUAUUAUUCGGUGUCAAUUUUCAUGAAAGCUGGACUUUCGAAAGCCGAUGCAGAGUGGGCGAAUUUGGGUGCUGGUUGCCUGAAUUUAUGCAUAUCACUACUAGGACCGAUGCUGAUGUCAAAGUUCAAUCGCCGUCCAUUGAUGAUGUUCUCCAGCGGAAUUUGUGCAGGCUUUCUAUUUACAAUCGGCUUCGUUUUGUACUAUAUCGAUACUACCAGCUGGUUUCCGAUGUUCUGUAUCGUUUGUGUUAUGGGAUACAUCUUCUUCUAUCAGUUUGGCUUGGGCCCCAUUCCAUACUUCAUUGGCGCAGAACUCUUCGAAGUCGCGCCUCGACCGGUGGCCAUGUCGAUGGGCAGCUUGGCGUCCUGGGCAUGCAAUUUCACAGUCGGCAUGGCAUUCCCUUCGCUGCAGAACGCGUGGGGUGCUUUUGUUUUCAUGCCAUUCUCUGUAACCUGCUUGCUACUCUUUUUGCUCACGAAAUUCUACUUGCCAGAAACACGUGGCCGCGAUCCAUCCGAGGUGGCGCCACUUGUCGCCAAAGGUUUCCGCUCGAAGGUGAAAUAAGGCGUGCGGCACUCGUUGUGAUAAGUCAAUUGACAUAAAAAAAGAAAAGUCAACCGAAACUACAAACUAAACUAAACUAAACUAAAAGUAAGGUAACCAAAUAGUUUAAUGUUUAAAAGGUGUACUGAGGAUGAGGAUUAAUUAUUGUCAUAGGUUUUUGUUUACGUGAGCGCACAGUAAAUUCUUCAGUCAAGGAUUUUGGAUUUUUAUUAUUCUAGAAACUUAAUUUAGGUCUAAAAAAUGUAAUACUCUUAAGAAGAAGCAAAUGAAUUUGAAGAAACUAAAUGCCUAUGAAACUGCAGGUAUGUAACUCUUAGAAACAAAGCUAUUUUCAAGUGUACUUAUGUACAUAGAUAAGUAUGUCUGUCUGUUAGAUAUAGAAAAUACAUGCACACCUGUUAACUCUACACAGAAUUGUAUGAAUGAAGAAUAGUAAAAGAAAAAAGUUAUAUAUUGUUAAAGGUUUUGCAUUGCGCUAAUAGAAAUAAGAAAAGAAAAAAUAGUUUUCCAUUCAAUAAAUAAUAAAAGAGACUCUAGAAAAUUAAAACAAAAACUG
This is a messenger RNA of Anastrepha ludens (Mexican fruit fly), 2647 nucleotides long. RefSeq names its product solute carrier family 2, facilitated glucose transporter member 3 (gene sut1). Gene Ontology annotation, biological process: monosaccharide transmembrane transport. The record is from RefSeq and is a predicted model, not a curated record. The transcript is spliced from 7 exons. Gene Ontology annotation, cellular component: membrane. Lineage: Eukaryota; Metazoa; Arthropoda; Insecta; Diptera; Tephritidae. The coding region runs from base 532 to 2091 and encodes 519 amino acids. Gene Ontology annotation, molecular function: hexose transmembrane transporter activity.